AGCUUUUAUUUUUGUCUUUUUUUUUUCUCUCAUUUUUUUCAUUAUUAUACUGUUUUCUUCUUCCUGUGUCUUGUUUUGACCGUUGCUUUUUUGUUAACGUUUUCUCUGUUCAUUCUCUCUUGCUUUUCUUCUUUCUCUCACUGAUUCCUUCUACACUCUGUCAUUGCUCUAAAGCACUGUUUUGUUCCUGUUCCUGUUUCCUCCAACACCAUUCUUAGAUUUGGGGUUUCUUUAUGAAUCUAGUGAAAUAUGAAGAAGGGUUGUUAUUUGGUUUUGAUGGAAACUUAGGAUUUUGUUAUUCAUAGGGAGAGAGGAAGAGAUGGGAUGUUCACAAUCAAAGCUUGAUGAUGAAGAGUCAGUUCAGCUUUGUAAAGAUAGGAAGAAGUUCAUUAAACAAGCUGUUGAGCAAAGAACUCGGUUUGCGACUGGACAUAUAGCUUAUGUUGAAUCUAUGAAGAGGGUUUCGGCUGCGCUUCGUGAUUAUAUUGAAGGUGAUGAGCCUCGCGAGUUUUCGUUAGAUUCGGUUGUUACGCCGCCUUUUACGCCGGUGAAGAAGAAAACUAACCCUAGGAUUGCCAAUGGCAAUGGUAAUGGCAACCCUAGGAUUGCCAAUGGCAAUGGCAAUGGCAAUGGUAAAGGAAAUGGUAAUGGUAAUGGCAACCCUAGGAUUGGCAAUGGAAAUGGUAAUGGCAAUGGCUUUGUUCCUAUAUCGGCUAAAUCUUUCACGCCAUCGUCGAUCGAAUUUGGAGUUGGACCGAAUUCGUUCACGCCAUCGCCGAUUGAAUUUGGAGUUGGGCCGAAUUCAACUUUGAGAAUGAAUUACUUUAGGCCAGGUGGUAAUCCGGCGGUUUUAGUUGAGGAAAGGCCUCCGUCGCCUGAAAUCGUCCGAAUGGAAGCGUAUGCUCCAAUGCAGCAUUAUGGUGUGGAUGGUUAUUUUGCAAUGCAAUCAUCACCACCGAUGAAUCCGUCGAUUUUUCCUUAUUCUCCUCCAAAUGUUAGGCCUAAUAUACCUCCACCUUCACCGCAAAAUGCUCAAUGGGAUUUCUUUUGGAACCCUUUUUCCUCGUUGGAUUACUAUGGUUAUCCGAACCGAAGUAACCACGAUCAAAACGGUAUGGAUGAUGAUUACAGAGGACUAAGGCAGGUUCGAGAAGAAGAGGGGAUACCAGACCUUGAAGAAGAUGAAACUGAACAUGAAGAUUAUGUUGUUAAGAGAAAUGUAGUAGAAGAAAGACCUAGAAAUGAUAUAAAUACAAACCCCUCCAAAGAAGAAGUCCUAGUUGAAGAUCUCGACGAAGAUGACGAGGAUGAUGACGAUGACGGAGAGGAGGAAGAGGAGGAUGAUGAAGUCGGAACAGAUGACGAAACCGAAAUCGAAACUGAAACUGAGCAUGAUGCCAAAGAUUCACAACAAGCUCAUGGAAAUGCAAGUUUUGAAGUAUCAAAAAAUCAAGCUGCGGGUCAUAUCGAAUCCAGCCGUAGAGAAAUGGAAAUUGGUAAACAAGAACCUAAGGAAGAAAUGGCUGGUUUUACGGUUUAUGUAAACCGAAGACCAACAAGCAUGGCAGAAGUGAUCAAUGAUCUUGAAGCUCAAUUCAAAACCGUGUGCAAUGCAGCCAAUGAUGUCUCGGUUUUGUUAGAGGCAAAGAAAGCUCAGUAUUUGCUAACAUCAAAUGAACACUCAGCAUCAAAAUUAUUGAAUCCGGUCGCUUUGUUCCGGUCAGCUUCUUCGCGCUCUUCUUCAUCAAGAUUUUUAGUGAAUUCUUCAACCACUAGAGAGGAAAGAUGUGAGGGCGGUAAGGAUAUCUCAAAGGAACAUUGUAGGCUUUCUGGUAGUCACCAAUCUACAUUGGACAAGUUAAAUGAAUGGGAGAAGAAGCUCUACGAGGAAGUCAAGUGUGGAGAGCGAGUCCGAAUUGCGUAUGAGAAAAAAUGCAAGCAACUAAGCAACUAUGAAGUAAAAGGAGAGGAUCCUUCUGCAGAUAAAACAAGAGCAACCAUUAGAGAUCUAGACACUCAGAUAACAGUUUCAAUACACUCAGUUGAAGCUAUUUCCCGGAGAAUAGAAACUCUAAGGGACGAAGAGUUGCAUCCUCAACUUCUCGAAUUAGUACAAGGGCUUGAAAAGAUGUGGAAAGUGAUGGCAGAAUGUCAUCAAACACAGAAGAGAACCUUAGACGAAGCAAAGAUUCUUCUAGCCGGCACACCUUCUAAAUCGCAUUCCAAAAGACAACAACAGCCUUCCAUCUCAAUGACCGAUCCAAAUAGGCUCGCCCGAUCAGCCUCAAUUCUCGAAACCGAGUUACGAAACUGGCGAAACACCUUCGAGUCAUGGAUCACUUCUCAAAGAUCCUACAUUCAAGCACUAACCGGAUGGCUUCUCCGGUGUGUGAGAUCCGAACCCGACGACGUAUCAAACUUACCACCCUACUCUCCUCAAAGGAUGAGCAACACUCACCCAUUAUUCGGACUUAUCGUUCAGUGGUCAAGGUGUCUAGACGGAGUGCGCGAAAAGGCAGUGCUCGACGGAAUGGACUUUUUUGCAGCCGGGAUGGGAUCCCUCUAUGCGCAUCAAUUGAGGCAAGACUCGAGGUCGAGUUCGUAUAGAACAACAACGAAUCAAAAUGGUGGGAAUAUGGAAAUGGUUGAAGUCGGUCAUGUGGAAGAAGAAGAGGUUAUGGCUCCUGAAAAACUUGCUGAAGUAGCUAUAAAAGUUCUUUGUGCUGGAAUGUCUGUUGCUAUAAGCUCAUUAGCAGAUUUUGCUUAUGAUUCUGCAGAGGCUUAUAGUGAAGUUGUGAAGCAAUGGGAGAGUGUGAAAGGCCAAAAGCAUAAUAAUUGUAGUGAGAAUAGAACAUAGUUGUUGUUGUGUCACAUUUUGUGUGCUUAUUUUAGUUACUAGUUUGUUAGGCUUGUUUAGCUAUGUGUUUUUGUCAAUGUAAAUUAUGCAUUUAGCUAAUCAAUACAAAGGUAGAUAGCAAGGGCCAUUGCACCCUUUAUUGUUCAAA
Molecule: messenger RNA, 3005 nt
Organism: Vicia villosa (hairy vetch)
Lineage: Eukaryota; Viridiplantae; Streptophyta; Magnoliopsida; Fabales; Fabaceae
Product: protein ALTERED PHOSPHATE STARVATION RESPONSE 1-like
Exons: 5
Coding region: 320-2857 (845 amino acids)
Source: RefSeq, a predicted model, not a curated record